Molecule: messenger RNA, 710 nt
Organism: Gossypium raimondii (Peruvian cotton)
Lineage: Eukaryota; Viridiplantae; Streptophyta; Magnoliopsida; Malvales; Malvaceae
Product: dirigent protein 15
Exons: 1
Coding region: 21-587 (188 amino acids)
Source: RefSeq, a predicted model, not a curated record
AGUAAAUAUUGUGUUGAAAAAUGGAAGAACAAUUGAUAUUUGCGUGGGCAAUGAUAUUCUGCAUCGCCAUAGCGCCCGUCUAUGGGGAAUACUAUUCCAAGACUGUUACACCUAGUUCAAAGGUGGAAAAAGUGACCAAUCUUCACUUCUUCCUCCACGAUACCCUCAGUGGAGAACACCCUAGUGCAGUUCUGGUAGCCCAUGCUAACCUCACCAGGAAAGACCAUUCCCCAGUUCCGUUUGGCAGCUUGUUUGCUAUCGAUGAUCGGCUCAGAGUAGGGCCUGAACCAACAUCCAAGAUAAUCGGCAACGCCCAAGGACUGUACCUAUCAUCCAGUCAAGAUGCUUCCAAGUUUACAAUAGUUUUGUACGCUGAUUUUGCGUUUACGACUGGCAAGUUUAAAGGGAGCUCCUUCAGUAUAUUCUCUAGGAAUCCGGUGACCGAAGCUAAACGUGAAGUGGCAAUCGUGGGAGGGAGAGGUCGGUUUAGGAUGGCUAGAGGGUUUGCCCAUAUUAAGACCAGCUAUUUCAAUGCUACUACAGGAGAUGCUAUUCUCGAUUACAAAGUUACUUUAUAUCAUUAUUAAAACCAUAAGAAUGCAGAAAUACAGGAAUCCAAUCAUGAGAGAAAAUUAAUAUUUUCCUAAGACUGAAAAUGUGAUAUCAUAUUUAAUACUUGUUAUGAUUCUGUGAAGAAUUGGGGAAUAACA